Podarcis muralis (Common wall lizard) is the source of this 1828-nucleotide messenger RNA. It is a transcript of the gene CENPK, whose product is annotated as centromere protein K. The record is from RefSeq and is a predicted model, not a curated record. NCBI's taxonomy places the organism in Eukaryota, Metazoa, Chordata, Lepidosauria, Squamata, Lacertidae. Gene Ontology annotation, biological process: kinetochore assembly; mitotic sister chromatid segregation. Gene Ontology annotation, cellular component: nucleus.
GUCUGGGCGAGCCUCCGUCAGGGAGCGCAUCCUUUUCUUCCGUGGAGGCGUCCGGGGUCGUGAGGCUGGAGCUUGUUUUCUCCUCCUCCACUAGAGACGGAUGUGGCUGAAUGCCCGUCUCUGGGCAGCCGCGCCUAGAGGAGGGCGGUGGCCCAAGGUCCCACGUAAGGGCUUCCCAGGGGCACCUGGCGGGCCACUGGAGGAAACCAGAUGCUGGACUGGUUUGGUCCAAAGGGACGCUUCUGUGUUCUUCAUCUGAAGGUUCUGGUUAGCAACUGGUUUUACUGGGGAAGGCGUUUAAGGCUGAGAAAAAUAUGAUGAGUCUAGAUGAGCAGCAAGUUCCCCCAAUGGUCAGCAGCACAUUACUGAGUUCAGAAGGUGCCAAAGAACAACUCAUACAAGAUUGUGAAGAAUUGUGGAAACAAAUGGAAGAGUGUCAGAACAGAUUAACACUUCAAGAAACAGAAACACUUUCAGAUUCAGAUCCCAAGCUUUCCUUGUUAAUGAAAAGGGUGAAGGCUCUUUCAGCGGAGCUUUACCAAUGGCAGAAGAGAAAACCAGACGUACUUCCCGUGAAUCCAGACGUUCUGACAGCAUUAGGAAGACACCAGUUGCAGGAAGUAGACCAGGAUCUUGAAAUGGUGCUAUCGACAAUUCAAGCAAAGAACGAAAAAUUGAAGCAAGACUUAGUAAGGGAACAGCAAUGGUUGGAGGAACAGCAACAGCUAAUGGACUGCCUCAAUCAAACAGAGGAAGAAAAUCGCAAUCAAGUUGUAGAGUUUUCUGAAGAAAGAGCCUUUCAAGAAAUCAAAACCAAAAUGCUGAAAAUAAAAACGUAUAAGGAUAAGAUCUUGACUGCUCUGGGCGAGUUCCUUGAAGAACAUUUUCCUCUCCCUGAUGAUGGAACUACAAGAAAGAAAAGACAUUCAUCUAAAGAGCCAGAUGUACAACUAAUAUCAUUACAUGAAAUUUUAGAGAGCCUUAUCCACAAAUUUAGUAACACACCACAUGAUCCAUAUGUAUCAAUCACCACUUCAUUCUGGGCUCCUUAUAUUGAACUUCUGCUGCGAAAUGGCAUUGCAUUAAGACAUCCAGAAGAUCCAAACAGAAUACGUCUAGAAAAUUUCACUAAUAGCAAUAUAUCGUAAGAUGGAAGUCAUCGCCUGAUCAGUAAAAUAAAGUUAAUUAGAAGGGGUGUAGCUGCUUGCUUCAGCUUGAGAAGAUAGCACUUCUGCUGCUACAGAUCUUUCAUGCAGGUUCUCAUAAUGUUUCUGUAAUGUUGGAACUACAGCGCUCUAUUUCAAUGUGAGAGUUUAAUUAGUUCUUUGUUACUUUUACUACUAUUAGCAAAUAAUAUUUUAUCCUGAAAACCAUCCAGACCAUUAAAAUAAGAAACAAACCUAGGAUUAUAGGUGUAUUUUAGACUGAUGGUUCAUUUGCCUGUAGCUCUCCAACUAACUUCUUUUCCAUCAACUCUCAGACUCCAGCAUUACCUUAAGAGAAUGCUGAAGUAGAAAAAAUGGUAUUUAUUCCUGGGAUGGUAUGCUGAGAAAAAGAAAACAGAAUUUUGUAUUUCCAAGUCACCAGGGAUACGUGCAAUUCUGUGAAAGAAAGGCAAGGGAAACCUUUUGGAGAUCUGCAGUCAGAAUUUGUAAGAUAAUCUGUUUCAGAGUUACCUUUACCAACUUGCUGUCUGCCCCCUUCCCCACCCCCAGUUCCAAGACCUUUGCAAGAGUGAACCUUUAGUAUUGUUUCCAUGGAAGUGGUCUAUGAUGAAAUUGUUGUGCCAGAUUUACCUUUUAAAUAAAUUAAGUAGGAAAUAUUCAAA